Papaver somniferum (opium poppy) is the source of this 1875-nucleotide messenger RNA. RefSeq names its product mannose-1-phosphate guanyltransferase alpha-B-like. Gene Ontology annotation, cellular component: cytoplasm. The record is from RefSeq and is a predicted model, not a curated record. The coding region runs from base 415 to 1662 and encodes 415 amino acids. NCBI's taxonomy places the organism in Eukaryota, Viridiplantae, Streptophyta, Magnoliopsida, Ranunculales, Papaveraceae. The transcript has 15 exons. Gene Ontology annotation, biological process: biosynthetic process.
CAGAGAAAAGUUUGAGUAGGAAGUUCUUUUUGAGUCGCUUUAUCACAACGAAGCGACUGUGUGUCAUCCAUCUUUCAUUCUUUUAUCUUUCUCCAUCUCUCCUCAUCAUCAUCUGCUAUUAUUAUCAUUACUAGAGCAUCCCAUGAUUUCAUCAGCAGAGAAUAUCCGCCAUUCUUAGAUCUUAAAUCAUCAACAACCUCUCUUUCCCCUCGCUUUCUCAUUAUUUUGUCAUCACUCUCUCAAUCACUGCACGACAAACCUUGAAUUAUCUCACAAAAUCCAAAAUAAUUUCUGAAAUUUAGUUGUAUAAUAAAGAGUGAAGAGCCACACUCUGCAAGUACCAACUACCAACAACUCUCAAUUUCUUAAGAGAUCCAAUCUCCAAAUUUUGAUUUCUUGAUCUGAGAAAAUAAAAUGGGGAGUUCUGAUGAGAAAGUUGUCGCCGUGAUUAUGGUUGGUGGUCCAACUAAAGGAACAAGGUUUAGACCGCUAUCGUUGAAUGUUCCGAAACCAUUGUUUCCAUUGGCUGGUCAGCCAAUGGUUCAUCAUCCAAUUUCAGCUUGCAAAAGAAUCCCAAAUUUGGUGCAAAUUUAUUUGAUUGGAUUUUAUGAAGAAAGGGAAUUCACACUCUAUGUAUCUUCCAUCUCUAAUGAGCUCAAAAUUCCAGUCAGAUACUUGAGAGAAGACAAGCCACACGGUUCAGCUGGUGGUAUUUACAACUUUAGAGAUCAGAUAAUGGACGACAGCCCGUCUCAUAUCUUUCUAUUGAAUUGUGAUGUUUGCUCUAGUUUUCCAUUGCCUGAAAUGCUCGAUGCUCAUAAGAGGUAUGGUGGGAUAGGAACAAUUUUAGUAAGCAAGGUUUCAGCUGAAUCAGCGAGUGAGUUUGGUGAAUUGGUGGCUGAUCCAACAACCAAUGAACUUCUGCACUACACGGAGAAACCCGAGACUUUUGUGAGUGAUCGGAUUAAUUGUGGUGUGUACAUAUUUACCCCUGAUAUCUUUAAGGCUAUCCAGGAUGUUUCAUCAAACCGAAGAGAUAGGGCUAAUCUUCGACGUGUGUCCAGCUUUGAGGCCCUUCAGUCUGCAACGAAAUCAUUCCCUACUGAUUUUGUAAGACUGGAUCAAGAUAUCCUAUCACCUCUUGCCGGGAAGAAGCAACUUUAUACUUACGAAACACUAGAUUUCUGGGAACAGAUCAAAACCCCUGGAAUGUCUUUGAAAUGUUCUGCUCUGUAUCUUGCCCAAUUCCGCCACACCUCUCCUCAUCUUUUGGCAACUGGGGAUGGCACAAAAAGUGCUACCAUCAGUGGUGAUGUGUAUAUCCACCCAUCAGCAAAAGUACAUCCAACUGCAAAGAUUGGUCCCAAUGCAUCAAUUUCUGCAAAUGCUCGGAUAGGACCUGGUGUAAGGUUAAUCAACUGCAUCAUCCUAGAUGAUGUUGAGAUAAAGGAAAAUGCAAUUGUUAUAAAUUCCAUUGUUGGUUGGAAGUCUUCAAUUGGGAGGUGGUCGCGAGUCCAGUCUAUUGGAGACUACAAUGCAAAACUUGGGAUUACCAUCCUCGGAGAAGCUGUGAAUGUAGAAGACGAAGUCGUGGUCAUUAACAGUAUUAUUCUUCCAAAUAAAACUCUCAAUGUCAGUGUGCAGGAGGAGAUCAUUCUAUAAGUACCAAGAAUACGCCGCUUUACUCUUAGAUUGCAAGUUUUUCUUUUUUUCUUUCGCAGUUCACCUGUUUCAUUAUUUGUUUCUGUUGUAUCAUAAUUUAAGAUACAUAUUGGACUUCAGACAAUGGCAUAAGUUCUACCCCAUCUUUGAGGGGCUUCAAACUGUGUGAAAAAAAUAAUAGUAAAAAUAAAUCGAGGCAUGUCUUUUACAGUG